Messenger RNA from Plasmodium falciparum 3D7, 4425 nucleotides. Its product is annotated as putative Btz domain-containing protein. Gene Ontology annotation, molecular function: mRNA binding. The record is from RefSeq and is a predicted model, not a curated record. Gene Ontology annotation, cellular component: cytoplasm; exon-exon junction complex; nucleus. NCBI's taxonomy places the organism in Eukaryota, Apicomplexa, Aconoidasida, Haemosporida, Plasmodiidae. Gene Ontology annotation, biological process: mRNA processing.
AUGGAUGUAAAAAAUUUAAGAAGUGAAUAUAUCCUAGAAGAGGAGAAUAACGUUUUUGAAGAUUAUAAAUCAUAUAUAAGUGAUAGUGUUGAGAAUAAAAGUAUAGAUUUUAAAAAUGAUUUAUCAUCAAGUUGUAGCAAAAAUAUUAACGAAGAAUAUGAUAAAGAAGAGGAGGAAGCAGAAGAAGGAUUAAAGGGGAAUGUUUAUGAAAAUAAGAAUGAAGAUAAAAAAGAAGAAAAACUAAAUGAUAGAACCAAUGAACAAUGUGAUAAUAUAAACGUAAACAAAAUAAAAACAACUAACUUAAUAAAUUUAAAAGUGGAAGAUAAUAAGUUAGAAGAAAGAAAUUAUAAUGAUGAUAAUAAUAAAAUAAAUAAAAAUACAACAACUAAUAAAAUGUUACAAGAUUUAGAAGAUAAAAAUUAUUCAAUAAAAGAAAAAAUGAAAGAAGAUCCUUGUUAUGUACCUAAAGAAUCUGGAUAUUUUUUACAUGAUAAUAGAUUUGAAAAUAAUGAAAAAAAGUUAUAUGAUAAAAAAGUAAAAAAUUAUAAAAAUCAGUAUACAGAAGAAAAAAGAUGGAAACAUGAUUUAUUUUAUGAUUAUAAGUAUGAUGAAUAUGUAAAAAGGGAUAAUAAAAACCAUAAUAAAACAUAUCAUAAUUAUAAUAAUAAUAAUAAUAAUAAUAAAUUUUAUGUAUCCAAAAAUAAAUAUGAUAACAAUAAAAAAAAUGAUUAUAAUUUUUCAUAUAAAAAUUAUAAAGAACGUUAUUAUUAUGAUAAAGGUAAUAGAAUAAAACAUAAUAAUUCUAUAACAUAUUAUAAACAUUAUAAUGAUAUAAGAACAAAAGUAGAAAUAAAAAGAGAAACAAAUAUUAAAAAUGAUAAUAAAAAUGAAAAAGUUAAUUUUUUAACACUGGAUAAUAAAACAAAUAAUAAUACACAAAAGAAGAAACAUUUAAAGGAAACCUUAUUAAAAAAAUAUGAUGAUCACAUGGAAAAAAUUACAGAAAAGGAGAAUCAAAAUAAAAGUACAUCCAGCAAAAAAGAAAAACAAAUAAUUUUAAAUGGGGACAUUGUUAUCGAAACAAAAAAGGAAGAAGAAUAUGAAAAUAUAAAAAAAGGAGAAGAGAAAUGUAUAAAAGAUAAUAUAAUACAUGAGCAGGAAGAAAAAAAUAUAAAUGAUGUAUCAAGUAAAAAUAUGGUAGCUAGUAUAAAUGAUGUAUCAAGUAAAAAUAUGGUAGCUAGUAUAAAUGAUGUACCAAGUAAAAAUAUGGUAGCUAGUAUAAAUGAUGUACCAAGUAAAAAUAUGGUAGCUAGUAUAAAUGAUGUACCAAGUAAAAAUAUGGUAGCUAGUAUAAAUGAUGUACGAAGUAAAAAUGUGGUAGCUAGUAUAAAAGAUGUACCAACCAAUGAAAAUCAUGAACAAAAAAAAAAUGAGGAAUCAAAUAAAAAUGGUACAAAUUAUAAAACAAAAAAAUUGUUAAACGAGAAAAAUAAAGAAGAAGAAAUAUAUAAAAAUCAUAACAGAGAAAAUCAUAAAAAUUUUGGGAACUCAUAUAAAUCUCAAAAUUACUACAAUAAUAAUUCCUUAAAUGAUAAAUAUACAUCAUAUAAAAUUGAUGGCACUAGAUAUGUAUAUUUAAAAGAUGAACCCAAUCAUUCUAAUAAAUUGUUAUAUAAUAAGAUCACUUUGAAAAAACAUUAUACAUAUGAAGAUAAUUAUAAUAACAAAAAAAAAUUGUAUGCAUAUCAUACUUUUAACGGAUCAGAACAAACGAGAAGGAAAGGCUAUUCAAUUAACAAAAAUAAGGAAAACUCAAAAAAUUUGGAUUAUAAAAGAAUGCAUACUAGAGAUAAUAACCUUACUAAUAAUUAUUCAAAUAAAAUUUAUAGUAGAUCAAAUAAACUUUAUGGAGCAACUGCGUCUAAGGACACAAAGAAAUAUAGGUCUUCAUCGAGAAAUUAUAGAAAUGAUAAGUAUAUCUUAAGAAAGGAAAGUUAUAAAAAGGAAUAUAAUAAUAUAUAUGAUGAAGAGGAUAAUAAAAGUGAUAAAUAUAGAAAUGAUCGUGAUGUAAGGGAUAGAAGAAAAGGUUUUAGAAAUGUAGAUCGAGAAAAGGCACAUAUAUACAAAAGUGAAGACAAAAAUGAACAUAUAAGGGAAGGCGGAAAUGAACAGAAGAGAGAAGAUAAAUAUGAUCGUAAGAGGGAAGAUAAAUAUGAUCGUAAGAGGGAAGAUAAUUAUGAUCGUAAGAGGGACGAUAAUUAUGAUCGUAAGAGGGACGAUAAACAUGAUCGCAAGAAGGAUGAUAAAUAUGAUCGUAAGAGAGACAAUAAUUAUGAUCGUAAGAGAGACAAUAAUUAUGAUCGUAAGAAGGACGAUAAAUAUGAUCGUAAGAGAGACGAUAAUUAUGAUCAUAAGAAGGAUGAUAAAUAUGAUUAUAAGAAGGACGAUAAAUAUGAACAUAAAGUAGAAGAUAUAAAUGAACAUAAAGUAGACGAUAUAAAUGAACAUAAAGGAAAUAAUACAAAUGAACAUAAAGGAAAUAAUACAAAUGAACAUAAAGGAAAUAAUACAAAUGAACAUAAAGGAAAUGGUACAAAUGAGCAUAAAGGAAAUAAUACAAAUGAUCAUAAAGGAAAUAAUACAAAUGAACAUAAAGGAAAUUAUACAAAUGAACAUAAAGGAAAUGAUACAAAUGAACAUAAAGGAAAUGAUACAAAAGAACUUCAAAAUGAGAGCAGAAAUCAUAAUAGAGAUGAACGAAGAAAAGAAAAUAUUGAUGAACAUAAAAACGAUAAUAAAAAUGGAUAUAAAAUAAAAAAUAACCAUUAUAACAAAAAGGAUAGUGAUAGUAAUAUGUUUAUGAAGAAAGGAAAUAUGUACAAUAUGCGGUAUAACCGAUAUACAGAAAACAGUUCAGAGAAAGAAAAGGUUGAAAAGAAUAAUAGAAAUGGAUUAGAUAAGUAUAAUAAUUCUAGAAACACAUCAAAGAAAUAUUUCAACAAAUCCAAAGAUAAUAAGUAUUACCAUAAUAAUAAAUAUGUAAACAAUAAUACAGAUAUACAUAAAAAUUAUAGAACAAAUAAAAACAGUAAGGAAAAUUAUUAUAAUGAAAAGGAUGAAAAUAAGAAUAAUAUAAUAGGAACACAUGAAAAAGAUAAUAAAGAUUUAAAUGAUAUAAAUGAUUCAAAUAUUCGUAAUAAUAUAAAUAAGAAAAAUGAAAAAAAUAAUAUUAAAAAUGGAAAAAUGAAUAAAGCAUUUUAUAAUAAUGAUGUUAAUAUAGAUAAUAUGGGAAAUAUUAACAAUAAGGAAAACAAUGACCUUAUGGAUAAAAAUAAAAAUGGUGAUAAUAAAAAUAUUAAUAAGGAUUCUAUGAAAGAGAAAAGUUAUAAUGAAAAAUUAUCAAAUGGUAUGCAUACAACUAUGAAUGGUGAUAUAAAUAAUAAAAAUAAUAGGAAUUACACUUUACAAAAUAAGAACAAUGCAACAGAUUUUAUUGAUACUAAAAAUGAUAACAAUAAUAAUAUGGUGGUGAUGAAAGACGAUGUAAAUAAUUCUUAUUCAAAACAGUAUUCAUUUAAAGGAUCAUAUACACAUAUGAAAAAAAAAAAUCCCAAAGAGGAUAUGUUUAAUGAUACAUUAAAUAAUAAUAUGUAUGAAUAUAAAAAUAAUAUGAAUUAUAAUAAAAUAUUUGAUUAUAAUAACAUAACAAAUAUGAACCAUCACAAUCAACAUCAACAUCAUCAUCUUCACCCACACCAACAUCAUCAUCAUCAACAACAACAACAACAACAACAACAACAACAAACACAUCAUCAUCCUCACACACAUACUCACACACAUACGCAUCAAAUGUAUCAUGAUAAUAGAAAGAAUACUUCCAUAAAUAAUGACAAAAAUAAUUAUACCAAUGAGAAAGUUUGUUGUAAUUAUUUAAAUAAUAAUGUCUAUAAUAAUUAUUGUUAUGAUAAUAAUUUUAUGGAUAAUAAUAAUUACUAUUUUGAUGAUAAUAUGUACCAAAGAAAUAAUAAUAAUUACAUAAAUGAAAAUCAUGCUUUUUAUAACGAUAAUCGAUACAUUAAUCAUAUGAAUGAUCAUUUCAUUAAUGCUAAUUAUAUGAACAAUAAUUACAUAAAUGAAAGAAAUUAUUUAAAUGUUCCUCCUCAUAAUUAUAUGAAUGAACCAAAUUAUAUGAACGACCAUAAUUUUGUAAACGAUCACACAUAUCAAGCUGAUGGUAAUUUUAUAGCCAAUAAUUAUAUAAAUGAAAAUACUGCAUAUAUUAAUGAAAAUUAUAUACACGACGCAACAUAUAUUAGUAAUAAUUAUAUGAAUGGUACAAAUAAUUAUUUCUAUGAAAAUAUGUAUCCAGCAUAUGAGAAUGAAAAUUAUUAUUAUGCCGAUAAUAAAUUUAGUAAACAAUAA